CAUCCACACACCGUACCAAGUGUGCCGUGGUCGAACUGUUUUGUACAAAGAAUCGCAGUUACUGUGGCUUCAAAGAUUGAAAUCGACCAAAUAUAGUUGUCAACAUCAUCUAGUUGCAUUGAGCCUCCAAGCAGUUUGUUUGCGUUUAUAUUUGGAAAUUCCCAACACAUUUGACGAAUAAUCAGUAAGAGUUAGAAUAUAGAAUACUCUUGGCAACGCUGAAUUAUCAGUCUUGCUGGGCCGGGCUUGGGGAAACAUCAUCAGACAAUCGAGGCCACGCCGGUGCUGCCGCUGAGCUAACAUACGGCGAACCCGGCAACUAGGCUACAGCACACCAGCUUAGCAUUGCCAGUUAGUGAAUAGCGAUAGGUAUGGCCUCUGCGAAAGAUACGGCUACGUUCUUUACUCACGGCACCUGUCAACAUUUCGAGCAGGUCCUCAAGUUAUAUCCACAAGCCCUUCGAUUGAAAGCUGAUAGAAAAGCCAAAAAGCCAGAGGAACUGAUUAAAUUAGACAAUUGGUACCAGAAUGAACUACCGAAAAGGAUCAAAAGUCGUGGCAAAGAUGCCCACUUAGUACACGAGGAGUUGGUACAAUGCAUGAAAUGGAAACAGACCAGGGGGAAGUUCUUCCCCCAAUUAUCGUAUUUGGUAAAGGUUAACACCCCUAGAGCUGUUAUGGCAGAAACGAAGAGAGCCUUUAGAAAAUUGCCCAAUCUUGAAUUGGCGAUGUCGGCCCUCUCAAAUUUGAAAGGAGUCGGUACCACGAUGGCCUCAGCAUUACUGGCGGCUGCUUGUCCAGAUAGCGCCCCCUUUAUGGCAGAUGAAUGUCUGAUGGCCAUACCAGACAUCGAAGGUAUUGAUUACACCACCAAGGAGUACCUGAAAUUCGCCAACCACAUCAAAUCCGUCGCCGAAAGAUUAAACAAGGCUGCAGAAGAGUCGCAAAGGUCAGAUGCUGUACGUUGGUCGCCACACAAGGUCGAGUUAGCUCUUUGGACACACUAUGUUGUCUCCGAACACAAACCAGAGUUGCUCUCUAGUAUUUUCGCAGGUAGUCCUCUAGAAAAUGGAAACGCUGUUCCAAAACCAGUAGUUCAUCAAAAUGGUGACUCAAUAGAUCCUGCGACAUCUGAUGAGAGUAAUCAAGGUCCACUGAACGGCAAAACUAUUCUAGAUGAAGACACCACUACCACCUCGUUCACAGAUAACAGCCCGCCAUCUUUGGACCAAAACGAAGAGACCAAUGACAGUGUUGUUUCUGGAUCAGAAGAAUUAAGCAAGGAUUCUCUAGGCUCGACAGAAGACUCCAACAGUAUUGGUGAAACUAUCAAACGGCCGUAUGAAGACAAUUCCAUCCAGCCGUCAAGCAAAAAAAUACGAGAGGAUGUAGAAGCGAAGUGACAAAUACGUAAUUACCUAUAAUAAUUUUUUACUUUUAUUUUAAGAAUAGGAUCUAUACACACAUUGUAAGUUACAUUAUUUAACUUUUCCUUUAAAUUUCGUGAGUGUUACUAUGCAAGUAUGUUUUCAUUUUCGAAAAAUUCAUUAUUGAUGUUUCAGAUACUUAAAAAUAAAUAACUAGAAGAAAUACGCCGAAAUCUAAACAGUAAAUGUUCAUUUUGUAACAAAAAAAGUAUAAAAUUAUUCACUGUUCAAUAAUCACACAAGAAAAAUCUUUUAUUUUCUAAAAGUUA
Diabrotica balteata is the source of this 1696-nucleotide messenger RNA. The record is from the annotation of a GenBank genome assembly. NCBI's taxonomy places the organism in Eukaryota, Metazoa, Arthropoda, Insecta, Coleoptera, Chrysomelidae.